Cyprinodon variegatus (sheepshead minnow) is the source of this 2011-nucleotide messenger RNA. RefSeq names its product tRNA methyltransferase 2 homolog B (gene trmt2b). Gene Ontology annotation, biological process: RNA processing. The transcript is spliced from 2 exons. Gene Ontology annotation, molecular function: tRNA (uracil(54)-C5)-methyltransferase activity, S-adenosyl methionine-dependent. Lineage: Eukaryota; Metazoa; Chordata; Actinopteri; Cyprinodontiformes; Cyprinodontidae. The record is from RefSeq and is a predicted model, not a curated record. The coding region runs from base 116 to 1579 and encodes 487 amino acids.
AUGAGUACCAAGAAGCUGACUGACCCGCGAAAAAUGUUUUCAAAGGAAGUGGAUCCUUAAGCAAAGGACCGUUUCUCUGUAUUAACUCAGUUUAAAGCAGAAGUGUUUAGGAAAUAUGUGUUUAACAGCCACAUGCGGCAGGUCAGUUAUGUCUGUUAAGCGACAUCUAUUUUAUAUGAGAACGACAUGUCUGCUGUUCUCCACUAACAGUCCGACCUCUGGGAGAGCGGGGUCACGGAAACGUCCAAAGAAAGCAGCCUGGACCGACGGUGUGUCCUGGGAGGAGAGGCUGGCCGAUGCGGUUACCCCGCUCUGGAGGCUGAGCUAUGAGGAGCAGCUGGAGCUCAAACUAAUCAACCAGCAGAGGAUCCUGUCUCAACUGUCAGGCUCCCUUUUAGCUGAUCUCAGGUCAGAUUUCCCACCGCCUGCAGCAGCUAAACUCAGCUUUCCUGUCCUGCCUGUCCUGCCCUCACCAGUCAGGGAUGGAUACCGCAACAAAUCCACAUUUUCUGUCAAUAUAGGAGUUGAUGGAGAUCCAAAAACGGUUGGAUUGUACGUGGGUACGGGCAGACAGGGGAACAUUGUCUGCGUGAAGGCAGAUCACCUGCUCAACAUGCCAGAGAAGCACACGAUGGUAGCCAGAUAUUACCAGGACUUCAUCCGCCUCUCCUCUCUGGAGCCCUGCUUGCUGUUCCACACUGGGGGCCACUGGAGAGAGAUCACUGUGAGGACCAAUGCUCAGGGACAGACCAUGGCUAUAGUGUACUUCCACCCACAGAUGAUGACUGCAGAGGAGGUGGCUGUCCACAAGGCCGAGCUGGUGGCCUAUUUUACUCAAGGUCCUGGAUCAGUGUGUCAGCUGGACUCCCUGUUCUUCCAGGAGAGCAGGAUGACUCGCUGCACACAUGAAGAAUCCCCCUAUCAGCUCCUCUAUGGUCAGCCAUACAUCUAUGAGGAGGUGCUCGGUUUCCAGUUCCGCAUAUCUGCUGACGCCUUUUUCCAGGUGAACCGGACAGCUGCUCAGGUGCUGUAUGACACAGUCAGAGACCUGUGUGUCCCCGUCAGGAAGGAAGGAGCUGCCCAAUCCAAACCCGGUGGGACUCUGCUUGACAUCUGCUGCGGCACAGGUGCCAUCGGCAUCAUCGCUUCCCCCAGAGUGGACAGGGUGAUCGGAAUUGAGCUUAUAGAGCAGGCGGUGAGAGAUGCCAAGCACAACGCCGCUCUCAAUAAUGUCGGAAGCUGCGAGUUUCUCCCCGGUAAAGCAGAGGUGGUCCUUCCCGCUCUUAUGACUCAGUUAAGUUCUGCACCUGGAGUUGUUACAGCUGUGGUGAAUCCGUCUCGAGCCGGCCUCCACCCCAGAGUGGUCAGAGCGCUGAGAAAUCAACCCGCCAUCCGCAGACUGGUGUACGUCUCCUGUAAACCGGACGGAGAGGCUAUGAGGAACUUUAGGGAGCUUUGCUGUGCUCCUGACCAAGAAAAGAAGCUUACAGGUCCGGCCUUUACUCCAACUCUUGCUGUGCCGGUUGACAUGUUCCCACACACUCCUCAUUGUGAACUAGUGCUUCUGUUUGAGAGGUAGCUGGAUUUUUCAUUUUAUUAUUCCUGUCUAACUAGCCUGGAUGGAGCUAAUUACAGCUGCAAGACAAUGACAGAUGGAUUUGUACUUACAGAUGGGUUUCUUUUUAAUUUGUUUUCACAACUCUGUAAUGAUAUAAAGAUGCUUUAUAUUAUUUAUGUAUUUAAUGAACACAUUAUGUUUGCAUAUUGAUUUAGUUUUAAAGUAAAUGUCAAAAAAAGCCAAAUAAUAUUUAUUUCAUUUUCUAUUUCUUCCACCCAACAGCCCAAAACUUCAAGAAAUCAAAGGAAACUUGAAGGGAUCAAAUCCACAAGUUUCCAGCGUGUAGUUUUAUUCUUCAAAUUCUCUCAGCCCACUUUUCAAAUGAACCGUUAAAAUGAGGCUGACCAUCAAUCAACAGGAAAGUAUAAAGGAAAUGUACUCCUACGUUUUGAA